AGACCUCCGGUGAGGUCCCGCAGCCGCCAUGCUGCGCUCCAUCCCUGCGAACCGCCUGGUGGCGGUCGUGUCCGGCAGCAGCGUCCUGGUGAAGUGCCUGUGGGGCUCGGUUCUGCUCCUCUACCUCCUCUCCGUUUGGGUGGACACGGCGCACGUCCUGGCCGUCACCCCGGGCCUGCUGCUGCCCCCCAACCUAUGGCUGUGGACCCUGUUCACGCACGGGCUGGUGGAGCUGCACGUCUGGGACGUUUUGGCCAACCUUCUGUUGACUUUGGGGGCCGGCCGGAGACUGGAACCACUGUGGGGGGCCCCGGAGCUGCUCCUCUUCUACGGCGUGGUGAGCAUCUCGGUGGGCGUCCUGAGCUCCCUGUGCUUCCUGGUGGCCUACGCGGCCUCCUCCGACCUCCACUUCCUCUUCUCCACCCGAGUCCACGGCUUCCCCGCCUUCGCCGGAGCCGUCCUGGUGGCGCACAAGCAGACGUUCGGAGAUGGGCUGGUGGACUCCCGGCGGUGGGUCCGGCUCCUGCCCCAGCUGGCCCUCCUGAGUGUGGCGGUGCUGACGUUGGCCGGUCUGAUCCCCGGCCCCGUGCUGGCCGGGUACGGCCUGGGGAUGGCGUCCGGUUGGGUGUACCUGCGCUUCUAUCAAAGACACAGCCGGGGCAGAGGCGACAUGUCCGACCACUUCUCCUUCGCCAGCUUCUUCCCCGGGCCUCUGCAGCCGGUCGCUGGUCUCCUGGGCAACCUGACGCACGCCGCCCUGGUGAAACUGUGGCUGUGCCCGCGGGCGGUGAAGAGAUACGAUGUCGGGGCUCCUUCGUCCAUCACCAUCAGCCUUCCCGGGACGGACCCUCAAGACGCGGAGAGGCGGAGGCAGUUGGCGUUGAAGGCUUUAAACGAGCGUCUGAAACGCGUAGAAGACCAGACAUCAUGGCCAAACAUGGAGGAAGAGGAGGAAGAGGAGGAAGACUCCACGAGGGAAACCUCCUUCAACAGCAGCGGCCAGCCACACACUCCGCCGACUCACGAGACGAGCGCCACGGCACCCACGGUGUAAUCGGCCGAGGAGCGCUGUCCCGCGAUUGGCCAGCCUUGACCUGCCACGCUUUCUGUGGUGGGUGACGCCCACUGACCUGCGUUGUGCUGGGAUGGGAGGAGCUGCACUGUGCAUAACACUACAGAUCUGACCGCAGAUUUCCUUUUCCCCCCUCCCCC
This is a messenger RNA of Nanorana parkeri, 1212 nucleotides long. RefSeq names its product transmembrane protein 115 (gene TMEM115). Gene Ontology annotation, cellular component: Golgi apparatus; membrane. Gene Ontology annotation, biological process: retrograde vesicle-mediated transport, Golgi to endoplasmic reticulum. The coding region runs from base 29 to 1054 and encodes 341 amino acids. The transcript has 2 exons. The record is from RefSeq and is a predicted model, not a curated record. NCBI's taxonomy places the organism in Eukaryota, Metazoa, Chordata, Amphibia, Anura, Dicroglossidae.